AUGAGUCUGUAUACAAGUACAGAAAAGACAGGAUCAUUCAUUGUUGAUGCGGGGAUCUCAUACAUUAAUGGGGAUCCGUUGGGCAGCGAGAGCACUACAGAGAGUCAUGGGUCACAGGACCUGCAGAUCUCCAUCUCUGUGGAGGGGAGCCAAUUGAGUGUGCAGGACACCGUGCGAAUCAAUUCCACUUCUGUGGAGGUUGAAUUCUCCCUCCAUGACAUCCCUGCUCGCUUCGAGGCAUACAAUGUAACUCUGAAAGCGACUCAGUCCGGGUCCAAGCAUGUCUACACCGCUACAACAUCGUUAUACCAUCUCCCACAGCGAACCGACGGUGGCAGUAUGACAAAAGUCGAUAGUCUAUACGGCGGACUAUUAGUACAAAGCGACAGCACCAGCACCUCAAACUCAUGGAGCUCAUUACUUCCAUACUCAUACUAUGUUAGCUGGGACGGCUGGCUAGAAUUAUCCAUCGACAAUGUCCAGAAAUUCAAAGACGACGGCUACAACAUCAUCCACCUUGUUCCAAACGACGGGCUCGCGAACCAAGCCUUCAAUUUCACGGAACUGAGCUUCUUCCUUGACAAAAUGGACGAAAUGGGUCUCUGGCUUAUGUACGAUAUGCGAUGGACGUAUAAGAACCUAACCGCUGUCCGUGAACAAGUCGAGCUUCUUAAGGAUCGGAAGAGUUUAUUACUCUGGUAUACAGGUGACGAACCAGAUGGACAGAGUGAUCCACUUAACGCUACAAAAAUCACAUACGACCUUAUCAAAUCGGUUGAUCCUUAUCAUCCUGUUUCGCUUUGUCUGAAUUGCUAUAACUUCUAUUUCGAGGAGUACUCCUCCGGCGCUGAUAUCAUUCUCUCGGAUGUUUACCCUAUUGCUGUGAAUACAAGUUGGUCAACUGUUUAUGAGACACCUUGUAAUACGACAUAUGGAUGCUGUGGCUGUGAUGAUUGUGAAGGAACGGUUGAGGAUAUCUCGGUACGACUGGAUCGGUUUGCGGAGUAUCAGGAUUGGUUAGGAGUGUCUCCGAAGACGUUCUGGGGUGUGCCGAUGGCAUUUGGGAAUGAGACAUUCUGGACAAGGUAUCCGACAGCGGAAGAAGAAGUCACGAUGACGAUGUUGAGUUUGAAUCAUAAUGCUAAGGGAAUCGUUAUGUGGGAUUGGCCGACAAGUACGGAAUUGGCGAAUGUGACGGGUGCGUUGAGUCGCGUGCUUGCGGGUGAUGAAGCUGCAAGAUUUAUAUUGGGUGCUUCGACGACUGCGUUGCAGGUUAGUGGACAUUCGAAGAUGGAUGUCGCGGGGUGGAAGGUUGGGGAUUAUAUGCUGGUUAGUAUCUUGUCUUUACAGACGCCAGCUUGGUCUUCGUCUGUUACUGUGCAGUUGCCGGUGGGAGCCAAGUCUAUUAAGCAAGUGCUUUGGGGUGCUGGGGAAUGGAAGUUGGUUAAUGGGCACUUGCAAAAGAUUGGUGGAGAUGGAUUAGAGACUGAUCUGGUGGUGCUUGAGUUUGAAUAA
Messenger RNA from Penicillium malachiteum, 1515 nucleotides. RefSeq lists its product as uncharacterized. The record is from RefSeq and is a predicted model, not a curated record. The transcript has a single exon. Lineage: Eukaryota; Fungi; Ascomycota; Eurotiomycetes; Eurotiales; Aspergillaceae. Bases 1 to 1515 code for a protein of 504 amino acids.